CCAAAGCUGUGAUGAAUGAGGCCAAACAAACAGAUGCUGAAAACAAAUCAAAUAUGAAAAAGGAUAGAGGUAUUGGAAUGGAAGGGUUAAAGAUGUUAGAAAUAGGAAGAAGGCAGAUGAAGCUGUCCACAGUGAAAAAGAGAGGCGGUGAAGUUAACACAGCAAUGCCUCGCAAUCUUGACAUUGCACUGGAGGAGAUAGGGACAUCACAAUCUGAAAGUUCCUCAUGUCUGUCUGGUUCUCCUGUGCCUGCUGUGAUUGGUCUCGCAUCCUCUUCUCCUACAAGAGCUGUGGCACACACUCUGGGCCCUUUUAACAUCCCACUGGUGAGUUAUUUUGCCACUUGUACGUGUCUUACGGACAAACAUAUGUAUCCAUCGUUUCUGCGGACUGUGCCGAGUGAUUUCUUUCAAGUCAGAGGUCUUGUGCAGCUCGUCACAUUCUUAGGCUGGCUCUGGGUGGGCACAAUAGGAACCACGGAUGACUACAGUCAUUAUGGCAUCCAAGCGUUCUCUAAUCAAUUUAGACAACAAGGUGGGUGUGUGGCAUUUCAUCUCACUAUCCCAAAAUCACCUACAGUGGAGGAGAUACAAGACAUGGCAGACAAGCUGCAGAGUUCAACUGCACAUGUUGUGGUUGUCUUUGCCACAGAGGGACAGCUGCUGGAUCUGCUGUUAGAGAGAAAUGUGACGGGGAUACAGUGCGUAGCCAGUGAAGCCUGGGUGACGGCGAGCCUGCUGACCUCACCCCACUUCCACUCUCUCCUGGAGGGAACACUGGGUUUCUCCUUCCCUGGAGUUUGGAUCCCUGGCUUGAAGGACUUCCUUUUGAACGUCCGCCCCUCUCCCAGACCAGGCAUGGAAUUUGUCAACAUGUUCUGGGAGGAGCAGUUUAGUUGUAAGCUAGAGUUUGAAAAAAACAGAUCCAAAGAAAGUGAAGCAGACAUGGAACAACUGAGUGAUUUGAACGCUUUUGGUCACAAAUCAUACUCCCAAAUCAAUUCAAGCUUUAUUGUAGGACCUACUCUAGCACAAAAAAGCUUAUUUAAUCCUCAUGGAGAGGGUGAAGGUGCUGCUGAAAAGCUUCUAUGCACAGGCUCAGAAGAUUUAAGAUACGCAGACAGCAGCUACACUGAUGUAUCUCAGGUCAGAAUAUCCUAUAAUGUGUAUAAAGCUGUAUAUGCCAUCGCACAUGCUCUGCACAAUUUAUUGAACUGUGAUUCUGCAGGACUCGGCAAAAAAUGUGGGAAACACAAAUCGUUUACUUCUGAGCAGUUACUGCAUCAUCUGAAGUCAGUGAAUUUCACAAACCAGUUUGAUGAGAAAAUAUAUUUUGACUCCAGUGGUGAGCCAGUACCUCUGUAUGACAUUAUUAACUGGCAGAAGGACAGCAAAGAUGAAAUUAGAUUUACUAAAGUGGGAAGCUAUGACGGUUCAGCUCCAUUGGGGCAACAAUUGAAGAUAGAGCAGAGCACCAUUGUAUGGACAGAAGGACAGUCACAGGUGCCUGUAUCUCAGUGUAGUGCUCCAUGUCCCCCCGGCAGCAGGCAGGCCAGACGUCCCAGAGAGCCUCACUGCUGCUUUGACUGUUUGCCCUGUGCAGAUGGAGAGAUCAGCAACCAGACUGGUUCCACCGAGUGCACAAAAUGUCCUGAGUACUACUGGUCAGACAGAGAGAGGGUGAAAUGUGUCGUAGGGGUUGAAGAAUUCCUGUCUUUCUACGAGACCAUGGGCAUCAUCCUGGUUGCACUCACAGUUCUUGGUGUCGUCCUGACAGCCAUCAUCUUUAUUGUCUUUCACCGUUUCCGCUCUACACCCAUCGUCAAGGCCAACAACUCAGAAAUAAGCUUCCUCCUUCUCCUCUCACUCAAGCUCUGCUUCCUGUGUUCGCUGGUGUUCAUCGGCCAGCCGUCUCUGUGGACGUGCAGACUCCGCCAGGCAGCAUUUGGGAUCAGCUUUGUUCUCUGUCUGUCCUGCCUCCUCGUUAAGACCAUUGUGGUUCUCUUGGCUUUCCGAGCGAAUUCACCAGGUUCCAGAAGCCUGAAGCUGUUUGGUCCCUCUCAACAAAGGACUCUAAUUCUUUGUACUACAGCUCCUCAGAUUUGUCUCUGUGCUGGCUGGCUGUUGGGUGCACCUCCCUUCCCAUUCAGGAACCCAACCUAUCAAGCCUCAACUGGAAAAAUCAUUGUGGAAUGUAAGGAGCCGUGGCCGCCUGGAUUUUACCUGGUCCUCGGUUACAUUGGCCUGCUAGCGUUCAUCUGUCUCCUUCUGGCUUUCCUCGGACGGAAGUUACCGGAUACGUUUAACGAGGCGAGGCUCAUCACGUUCAGCAUGCUGAUUUUCUGGGCCGUGUGGAUUUCUUUCAUACCUGCUUAUGUCAGCUCUCCUGGGAAGUUCUCAGUGGCUGUGGAGAUAUUUGCAAUAUUGGCCUCCAGCUUUGGACUGCUACUGUGUAUUUUUCUGCCUAAAUGUUACAUAAUUUUAAUGCGGCCUGAGAGGAACGUUAAGAAAGGCAUCACUGGAAAGUAUCCCAGAUGAACUCACGUAUG
Amphiprion ocellaris (clown anemonefish) is the source of this 2548-nucleotide messenger RNA. RefSeq names its product extracellular calcium-sensing receptor. The coding region runs from base 12 to 2537 and encodes 841 amino acids. The record is from RefSeq and is a predicted model, not a curated record. Gene Ontology annotation, biological process: G protein-coupled receptor signaling pathway. Gene Ontology annotation, cellular component: membrane. NCBI's taxonomy places the organism in Eukaryota, Metazoa, Chordata, Actinopteri, Pomacentridae. Gene Ontology annotation, molecular function: G protein-coupled receptor activity. The transcript is spliced from 10 exons.